Centropristis striata (black sea bass) is the source of this 4046-nucleotide messenger RNA. It is a transcript of the gene ehmt1a, whose product is annotated as euchromatic histone-lysine N-methyltransferase 1a. The record is from RefSeq and is a predicted model, not a curated record. Gene Ontology annotation, molecular function: zinc ion binding; p53 binding; histone methyltransferase activity. Gene Ontology annotation, cellular component: nucleus. NCBI's taxonomy places the organism in Eukaryota, Metazoa, Chordata, Actinopteri, Perciformes, Serranidae. The transcript is spliced from 20 exons. The coding region runs from base 216 to 2885 and encodes 889 amino acids.
GGUUCAGCGGAUGGGAGCGGAAGUGGAAACUCUUGUCUUCCUCUCUUCUCUUCCCGUCCCACCGUCCCCCGUUUGCAUACAUACAACCACACCGACGGACUGAAGCUGGCAGGAUGAGACUCUAGCGCUUCAACUUUUUCACUACGGCGUUCUUUUAACUUUCGCCAAGGUGCUGCAGUAGGACUGUCUUCAACAACCAGCCCCUUUGCACAGCAAUGGAUCACAGUGGAGCUCGUGAAGAACCUGGACUAAGCAGAGGUCCCUCCUCUGGAACACCCAUGGCUGCAAAGGGACAAGCAGCACAGAUCGGUCAAAGACCCAAACUAAAGAUAACUCCUUUCCACAGCUCACCCAUAGCAAGCAGUGAUGGCACUCUCCGCAGCAAACAACCAGGGGCAGCUUCUGGUAAACCGCUGGCAUUUUCAGGCAGCCCUUUUCUGGACACACUUGGUAGGCUGACUGCUCCACCUGUCAGAGGGAGGCCUGCUCCUGCUGCUCCUGCUGCUCCUGCUGCUCCUGCUGCUGCUGCUGCUGCUGCUGCUGCUGGGAGCUCAGAGGGACACACUCCCAGUUUAGGCUUUGCACAAACCACAACAGGAGAAAAAGCACAGCCUGCUGGCUGGAAGGCACCAAAGUCAGACACAGAGCUUCACACACGGAAAGGCAAAGAGCGGAGAGUUGUCUCGACUUCUAUCAAACCUCAGUCCGCUGUUAAGAGGAAGAAGAGGAAGAUGGGGAUGUAUAACCUGGUCCCCAAGAAGAAGACCAAGACCCUUAAACAGCACGAGAAGGUGGCAGGUGCCAGUGUGGAGAAGAACAAAGAUGCAGCCGAUGAAAAACCACUGAUUUCACCAGAGACUCUGAAUGCUGGAGAACCAAGAGCCGUCAAGAAUGAAACCUUGAUGGAGGUGGAACGUGGAGAAGACUGUCGUGUUGAAUACACAGAGCUGGCUUUGGAUUGUCUGAAUCUGAAAGCUCAGGAAGAGCUGCUCUCCCCUCCUCUGUCAGGUCUAGCAGCGGAUGCUGAGGUGACAGAAACGGACCUGGCUGAGGAAUUACCUCUGUGCUGUUGCCGUAUGGAGACUCCUUACAGUGGAGGCAGCCUGUCCACCAUGGACCAGACCUGCAUGGCCAUGGAGAGCAAGGAUGGAAUGCUGAGUCGUUGCCAGAGGCGGGUGUUGAAGCAGGAAAUGAUGCGACCCUCCAACACGGUUCAUCUGUUGGUUCUGUGUGAAGACCACCGAGCCGGCAUGGUCAAGCACCACUGCUGCCCUGGCUGUGGACUCUUCUGCAGGGCGGGCACCUUCAUGGAGUGCAGGCCGUAUGGCAGCAUCUCCCACCGCUUUCACCGCGACUGUGCCUCCAUCUUGAAGGAUCUCAGGUUUUGCCCACAUUGCGGAGAGGAUGCCAGUGGGGCGAGGGAGGUCACUGUGUCCAAGGUUGAUGGGUCUCCCUCUGUGCCCAGAUCAAACCCUGGGCCAUCACUUCCAACUGUGCUCACUGUGGCCACCCUUCCAUCAGUACCAACCAUGCCUGCUGUUCCACAGAUACUUAGAGCAAAGAAGACCAGUGAACCCCAGAGGAGCAGAGAAGAAAGCCACAGCAGGUUAAAGGGCGGGGCUGUGUGUAUUGCAGAUAGACCACCUAAAGAGUCACUGGAGAGCAUCCUGAUGGCACUGGAUGAUGAGAACCUGAAACCAACGAAACUGAAGUACCCGACCAGACAGCUGUACAUCUCUGCAAAACAAGGAGAGCUCCAGAAGGUCAUUCAUCUCCUAGUUGAUGGAAAGGACCCCAACUUUUUGAUGGAGGGCCAAAACAAAGGCACCCCUCUUCAUGCAGCAGCUGCUGAGGGUCACCAGGAGAUCUGCCACAUGCUGGUUCAGGCUGGAGCCAACCUGGACAUGUUUGAUGAGGAGCAGAAAACACCGCUGAUGCUGGCCUGUGAAAACAACCAUCUAGACACUGUGAAGUACCUGCUGAGAGCUGGAGCAGCUGUCAGCCACAAGGAUGUCAUGGGUUUCACCUGUCUGCAUCUGGCAGCUAAACUGGGACAUUACGAUGUAGUCCAGCACCUGCUCUCCAAGGCAUCCAAACACAUCAACUGUCAGGAUGAUGGUGGAUGGACUCCAAUCACCUGGGCCAUUGAGUUCAAGCACAAGGAGCUGGUCGACCUGCUGCUGGCCAGAGGGGCUGAUGCUAACAUCAGAGAUAAGGAAGAGAACGUCUGCCUUCACUGGGCGGCUCUUUCAGGAUGUGACGACAUCACCCAGGCUCUGCUGGAGGCUCGGUGUGACCUCAACGCUGUCAAUGUUCAUGGUGACUCAGUGCUUCAUGUUGCUGCAAGAGAGAACCACCUGGAGUGUGUGAUGUUGUUUCUGUCUCGUGGAGCUGACGUGAAUCAGAAGAACAAGGAGGGAGAGACAGCUCUGGACUGCUGCACGCAUGGCUCUAAAGUGUGGACGGCCCUCAACACCAACAAGAAGCUGACUGAUGCCAGGAGAGGCAGGGACUGUCAUGGGGAGAGAGUGCUCAGCAGGGACAUUUCACGGGGGUAUGAGGCAGUUCCUAUUUCCUGUGUUAAUGGUGUGGACAGCGAGCCGUGCCCUGAAAACUUUAAAUAUAUUCCUGACAACUGUGUCACCUCCCCACUGAACAUAGACAAGGACAUCACUCAUUUACAGCACUGCAGCUGUACAGACGACUGCUCAUCCAGUACCUGCAUGUGUGGUCAGCUCAGUCUACGAUGUUGGUAUGACAGUGAGGGUCGACUACCACUUGACUUCUGUCAGAGGGAGCCCCCAGUGCUGUUUGAGUGUAACCAUGCAUGCUCCUGCUGGAGGACCUGCAGGAAUCGCGUGGUCCAGAAUGGACUGAGAGCUUAAAGCAAAUCAUUAGUCGUGGUUCCUUUAGGGGGAAGAGUGGCCACCGGGAAAGUCUCAGGCCACACCCUCUCAAAAGUCCGCUCACUCUGCGUGUCUCCACUACAAAAAGGCCCCCGGAGGGAUUUACGAGCCACCGGAGGUGACGUGUGGUUUUCGUUCAUCACGACAGAUUAAACACGGGAGAUGCAACUGUGGCCGCCGUCGCUAACUGUGCACAACAUCAGCAGCUGAUCAUAAACAAAGCAGCAUGGCUAAUUAUGCACAGCGUCUCCGCUGAUCAUAAACAUAGUGAUUGUGCACAGUUAGCGAUGCCGGUUAAUUCACGGAGUGUCCAGUGCUUCUUGUAAACAAACAGAUCGCUAAGUGAACUCCUCCUGCAGCAGCUAACAGUUAGCCUAUUAGCAAUUUGCUGACUGGACGCUAAGGGGUUAACAUCCCCUCUCCGACUCUGUGACUGCAGCUGGGAAAGACUGCUGCAGGGAGACUGUGCAGCUUCUACUCGUUCUUGCUCUUCUUAACAAGCCGCUGGCCCCUGUGGCUCAUUAAGAAGAGUAAGAAGGAGUCUCCAAUAACACCAAAAAAAGUCGCUGGAUUUGUCGCCAGUCGCCAGGGGGUCUGAAAAGUCGCUAAAUAUAGCAACAAAGUCGCAGGCUUUUUUCAAGGGAGAAAAACGGCCCUUCUCUUCAACAGGGACUAAAAAAGUCCAGUCAAAAGACCGCUCAGGACGGCUCAUAUCCAAAUUAAGGGCGUUUCGGUGAGUGAGACCCGUCUCGUUCCGGGUAUUGGGCUGUAGUGGAAACACCCUUAUUGGCCACAUACUGUAUAUGCAUCACAGUUGAACAGCACAGGAUCAGAAAAAGGGCUUUAUUCAUGUAGCACAAAAACACAGUGGUAAAUGGACUACAUUUAUAUUGCACUUUUUCGUAGUCUUUGUGACCAACUAAGCGCUUUACAACACAAGUGACAGUUGGUGUUUUGCUCUCUGUGUACUGUACUUGACUUGAGCAUAGAGGUGAUGUGCAAACAACAUUGUUGGCAGUGGGUUUAUUCCAGGCCUGAGGAAACGUGACCUCAUUUCCUCUUCCAGGAAGCUGUUGAAACCAUGUUUUCUUGAAUAAAAUCAAUGUAAUUUUGUCUUAAUGUGUCAGCUACUGGAUGGGA